Apiotrichum porosum is the source of this 1419-nucleotide messenger RNA. RefSeq lists its product as uncharacterized. The record is from RefSeq and is a predicted model, not a curated record. The transcript has a single exon. Bases 1 to 1419 code for a protein of 472 amino acids. Gene Ontology annotation, molecular function: FMN binding; oxidoreductase activity. NCBI's taxonomy places the organism in Eukaryota, Fungi, Basidiomycota, Tremellomycetes, Trichosporonales, Trichosporonaceae.
AUGUCCCCAGCCAUCCAGCCCACUGUCAUCGUAGUCGGUUCGGGCCUCGCAGGCCUCUCGGCAGCCUAUGCGGCCCUCCAGUCCGGUGCGCGCGUGCACCUGCUCGACCGCAGCCCCAAGCUGGGCGGGAACAGCAUCAAGGCCUCGUCCGGCAUCAAUGGGGCCGGGACACCCGCACAAGAGGCAGCAGGGGUCAAGGACACCCAAACUCAGUUUUACAACGACACGGCCCGGUCUGGCGGUGCGCGCUUCAAGACGGCCAGCACCAUCCCCGGGUUUGACCGGGAAGCGCUCGUGACGCGUCUCUCGACCGAGUCGGCCGACGCGGUCCGCUGGCUCAGCGACGAGAUUGGCGUCGACCUCAGCGUCGUCGCCCAGCUGGGCGGGCACGGCGUGGCGCGCACCCACCGCGGCAAGGGCAAGCCUCCCGGAGCAUCCAUCGUCCUCACGCUCCUGGACAGACUCAAGGCGUCGGACAACUUUACGCUCUUGUCCAGUGCAGACGUCACGUCGCUGCUGCAGCACGACGGCGCCGUCACAGGCGUGGCGUACACCCAGGACGACACGGAACACACUCUUGCGGGAAGGGUGGUCGUCGCCAGCGGCGGGUUCGCAGGCGACGCGUCCAUGCUCGCGACGUACACCCCGGCGCUGGCCGGCCUGCCCUCGACCAACGACCCGCGCCCGGGCUCACACGCGCUGCUCACCGCUGUCGGCGCCCAGCUUCUGGAUAUGGACAGCGUCCAGAUCCACCCUACGGGCUUUGUCGACCCGGCCACACCGGGCGCCCGGCUCAAGUUCCUCGCGGGCGAGAUGCUCCGCGGCGAAGGCGGCAUCCUUCUCUCUCCCUCUGGCUCGCGCUUUGUCAACGAACUCGACACACGCGCGGCAGUCUCCAAGGCCAUCAUGGACGCCUUCCCCAGCGUAGACGAGGACGGCACACGGCAGUGGGACAUCACCCUCCUCCUCGACCCAGGCGCGGCAGCCGCGGCCGCCUCCCAUAUCGGGUUCUACGAAUGGAAGGGUCUCCUGCGCAAAGUCAAGCUCGCGACCCUCAGCCCAGAGGUCGUCGCCAGCGUGCAGGCGUACGCUGCCGCCGUGGAUGCGGGCUCUACCGACCCCUUCAGCCGCCCAGCGUACGGACACUGGAAGCUGAAGCCCGACGCCGAGUCGCUCGCACAGGCUGAAGUGUACAUUGGCCGCAUCACCCCCGUGGUGCACUACACCAUGGGCGGGGCGGCGAUCGACACCGGUGGCAGAGUACUCCGCGCCGCUGGCGGCGGCGUGGUGCCCGGUCUCUGGGCCGCGGGCGAGGUGACCGGCGGCGUGCAUGGCGAUAACCGUCUGGGAGGUAACAGUCUGCUCGAGUGUGUGGUGUUUGGCCUGGCGGCAGGUAAUGGCGCGGCAAGGGGCGACUAG